AACUUCGUCUUUACGUGUGAAGGCUGGCUUGACAGCAGUGCAUAAACGGUGUUGAAAAUGGAUGGCUGCGUCCUUGAUAGAGGCUCUUUUAAAUGUGACUAUGAGUGUGUUUGCUCAGUUUCACUGUCUUUCAUUACCAUGGUGUAGUUUAGGGUACUGUACAAUCAAAACACUGUUUACUGGGGAUUUUUGAGUGGGCGUUACACCCAUUAUGAUGACGUCACGAUACAGGAAGUAAACAGCUCACGAGAUGUCUAUAGUUGAUGAUCAGCUCCAAACGAUUUGCACGAUUUAUAUUAUUUUAACGAUGGUAACCAUGCGCUAAGGUCUGAUGCAGGUGUGACAAGCACCCCCUCGGUGUCAUGGCAGAGGUGCUGGGACAGAGAUGUUUGCUGGGCCUUUGCGUACUGUUUGCUUGGCUCGUUCUUUUCCAUCUGCUUGUUAAUAUCUGGCUGCUGUGCGUGUUCACCAGCCUGCUCGUCGUACUUGGGGGCUGGCUGGGGUCACAGGCUAUUUUGGAAUCCAACAGUGUGAUUCACCUGGAGAGGUUUAUCACUCUGGAACAGAUUCCUUCCACCGUGGAGGAUGAACAUCACUUGGACCAAGAAAUCCACAAUUCGGUGAGGAAGAUUAUCAGGGACUUUGUUUGUUCUUGGUACAAGACUGUGUCCUCUGAGAGUGGCUUUGAAAAGGAGGUUCAAGAGGCGAUGAUUUCUAUGGGCAUGGAGCUGAAGAUGCGUGCAAAGCAACUCGACAGAAAGAGGCUGACCCAGAGGAUCUUGGAAAUGUUUGGCUGCCAUCUGCAGGACUACCUUCGAGCCAAGGAGCUGGUUGCCCAGCAGCAGAUGUCUCCACAUACAAAAGCGAAUAGUGACAGGGAAAAGUUGUGGCAGGCCUAUUCCAGGGUUUGCGCACCUCACUGUGUUAUGACCAGCGAGUCAGUGGAAAUCAAUUACACAAGAGCUCUAGUGGACUUAUUGCUGCAUGUUUUGGUGCCCCCGCCUCACUUGGAAACAGGCACUGGACGAUAUGUUGUUGGAGAACUCAUCACCUGCAAUGUCCUGCUCCCCCUUUUUGCAAAAUUGUCUGACCCCGACUGGUUAAACCUUUUCUUGAUAGACAUAUUUGGCAGUUGUAAUAAAUCAAGGGAGAUGAUUGGAGACGAGACACUGGAUUUGUCAGUACCACUUCCCUCUGCUAAAUUACAGCUCAAUGUACCACAAGAAACCACUUACGCCCACCAAAGUAAUGCGGAUGUCCCUUCUCCAAAACCUCUAACAGAAAGGGACAUUUUUGGAGACAUGGUCUUGCUGGAACUCUCGAUGCAUGAUGGAGCAGAUUCGGAGGAGGUCGAUUGUCAACAGAAUAACGUUAAAGAAGAGGAAAGUCAGACCUUGAUAAACUCUUUGAGUGGAAUUAACUCGAAUCCCUUUUAUCAAGAAAAUGAUUCUGACUUGGACUCUUCGUUAGCUGAUUACAAACUGAAUUCCAUUGACUCCUUGGACAUGAUAGGGCAAGAGGACGGUAUGGAUGACCAAGAGAAAGAAUGUGGAAUUAAAAGUAGUAAUGGUCAAGAUUUGGAGGCUCUGUGUUCCAAUCAAUUAGAUGUCUUCUGCCCGACAGUCUCGAUGAAUUCAGAGACAUCCCAGCACCCAAAUGGCUUAUUGGAAAGAACAACAGAGAAUACUCCCAUCGGCAGCCUUCAGAACUUGGAGAGUGAAAGUAGUUUCUCUUUAGCAAACCAGGCAAGGGAGCUUCCUCUGGUUGUUGAACCAGUUGGGAACACCAAUGAAGUGACUGUCAUCAGCCCAUUGCAUGGUUCUUCCCCCUUGCCUACGUUCAGUUUUGAACCUCUAAGCAGUCCCGAUGGACCAAUAAUAAUUCAAAACCUUCGUAUCACUGGCACGAUCACAGCGAAGGAACACCGUGGGACCGGCUCACACCCUUACACGCUUUACACUAUCAAGUAUGAGACGGCAAUGGGUUGUGAGAACCCAGGGCGCGGCCAUCCAUGCUCGGAGGACGGGGACACGCCACACCCAGGUUUUGAAAGUCCAUCUUCCGUUCACCCAGUGGCCUACCACAUGGUCAACAGACGAUACAGCGAAUUUCUUAACCUACAAGCGCGCGUGGAAGAAAGAACAGAAUUAAAGAAACUCAUCAAAGGUGUAAAAGGCCCAAAGAAAAUAUUCCCAGACAUGCCCUUUGGAAACAUGGACAGUGACAAGAUCGAGGCCAGGAAAGGAAUGCUGGAGACAUUUCUAAAGCAUCUUUGUGCGAUUCCUGAAAUAGCCAACAGUGAACAGAUGCAGGAGUUUCUGGCUCUUAAUACAGAUGCCCGGAUUGCCUUUGUCAAGAAACCUUUUAUUGUUUCACGCAUUGACAAGAUUGUGGUGAAUGCAAUAGUGGACACUCUGAAGACAGCCUUUCCUCGUUCAGAGCCUCAGAGCCCAACUGAUGAAAAUGAGGGCGAGAUGGACGGUGGCAAAAUUGAUACCGACAAAAAGAGCAGGUCACGCCUGAAAUUCUCCAGCAAAAGCAUCCCAUUUAUGAAUGGCUCAGAUGUCAGACCAACUGUCUUGUUUAGCUCGGACCAAACUCAUACAGUGUUUAAUGGAAUGUCUUUGGAGGACCUGCAAAAUUUUAUCGAUAAAGAAGAGAAUCUGUCCCUCACAUCACUGCCAAAGUGCGGGAACGAGACGAUUGUUACACAAGACGGAAAUUGCCAGCAUGACUCUGCCGUCAGAAAGCAAAUACUAGGACAUGCGGGCACAGGUGCAGCUGAGAUGGCACUGGCGGAUGUUGCUUUGAACAUCAUGUGUCUGCUCAUGAGAGAGCAGUGGAGCUGGCUGUGCACUGAGAACAUUCAAAGGACCAUCAGGCUGCUCUUUGGAACCCUUAUUAACAGAUGGCUGGAUGUGAGUGUGGCCAAUCUGACAUGUACCAGAUACUGGGUCCAUUACCUUCAGGUCAUCCAGGAGUCUGUGUGGCCAGGAGGAGUUUUGCCCACCUCACCGCAAAUAGAACGAAGCCAGCAGCAGAAGGACAACACCAAGAAACAAGCCUUACAUUGUCUGAUGAGUCUUCUGCCAGAUGUAGUCACCGAUUUUCUCAGCUCAGAGAAGUACAAACUCAGUUGGGAGAUUGUCCUUGAUUCCUUCCAAAACCCCUACAUUAACAGACACCUGGUUUACAGCAUUUGUGAUCUUUUAUUGGAGUUCCUGGUUCCUGAAUUACCUGAGCAAAGCUUUCAAAGGAGUUUGCUGCAGAGCCUCUCCAAGAACCCAGAAAAACUCUUGGCCUGAGGAGAUGACCCAAAUGAACUGUUACAAUUGAUGCCCUCCGUCAUGGUGUCUCAAACCUUCUGAUUUCAAGAUGAACACUUGAAAUUUGGUUCACCGCUCUGAACCCAAACCCGCUCAAAUAUAAUCAUGUUCUGCCCUAACAUCAAGAUACGGUACUUAAACUGUAAAUAAAUGACCCAGUAAGCUUUAGCUAAAUGUAUUUUGCCAAACGUGUGUCUGCUUGACAAUCGGUGAUACAGUACACAGAUUUUUACACUGACAGUUGCAACCCCCCCCCAAAAAAACAAAACAAAUAUUAAUGUAACCAAAUUUUGAUGAAUGAACCAAACAGUUCUCAAGGGUCUUAAAAUGGUCUCUGACAUUGUUUAGUCAAAAUACCCAAGGGAUAAAGCAUGACGGCUCACUAGAACACUGUUUGAAAAAUAGUUUACUUUGUGUAAA
Messenger RNA from Hippocampus comes (tiger tail seahorse), 3746 nucleotides. It is a transcript of the gene snx19b, whose product is annotated as sorting nexin 19b. The record is from RefSeq and is a predicted model, not a curated record. The transcript is spliced from 14 exons. Lineage: Eukaryota; Metazoa; Chordata; Actinopteri; Syngnathiformes; Syngnathidae. Gene Ontology annotation, molecular function: phosphatidylinositol binding. Gene Ontology annotation, cellular component: intracellular membrane-bounded organelle. Bases 363 to 3305 code for a protein of 980 amino acids.